CACAGCUGAUUCUGAUCGGAGGAGCACCUUUAAUUUGCUUCAACAAUUACGGUUGAUCACCGUAAUUGCACCGCAGGGUAGAACAAGUCCUUACUCAACAACAAAAGGAAAUCAGAAAAUCCAAUAUUCAAUAACACCGAAAAAGACAGCUCCAUACAUCAAGAAUGUAGAAAUCCUGCAUCCCUCUAUCGAUGUUCCGAAUUGUACUGUGCAACGACCAUCUGUAGUCAAUCUUAUUCAUCAAAAUAUCAAGUUGCGACCACAAAACGCAUUGAACAUUACGUCCAUCAGUAACCCCGCAUUUUCAGCUACUGAUAAUCGCGUCAAACUUCCUGCCUCUGCCAGCUUACAAUUACUAGGGAAAGAAAGUGUGGACAAAGAUCUCGUCUCCACUGUUAGUUUUUCAGGUUCUCAAGUAAUAGAAACCAAUCAUUCUGAGGAUAUCACUGAAGAAAUGCUGAUCAAUCCACAGUUAUUACAUACGUCGUCGCCAAAUGAUAGUCUAGGAUGGAUGGAUGAUAAAGAUGACACGCAAGUGGAUUCUGAAGAUGACAGUGCCUGUAAUGUCGAAACUUGUCAAGAGGAAGCCGAAGCGGUAGGAACUACACGCCAUCGUCACGGCAACGAAACUUCAAAUCUUGCAAAUGAGCAAGACGAAAACGCACACGUAGAUGCACAUGUUAUAAUUGCGAAUGCAAGAGGUAGCGACGAGGGUGAAUCUAGUAGAAAGAAUUUUGAGGAUCUGCAACGCCGUGAUAACAUGUCUUGGCUAACAAAAGAACGCGACCAACUCCAUGAUGGCGAAAAAUGCUGCGUUCAAUGCAAAAAUGAAAAUAUGUUGCUGCUAUCAAAAGUUAAUGAAUUGAUAUUAAUCGUCGAAGAAAAUAACAACAUUCUCAAAAACAUUAAACAAAAGAAUAUUCGCGGCUGCAUAUGUAGCAGAGAGAUUGUUCAAGCCAUCCAAAAAUUCAAUCUCUUACCAGAUUUUCCACUUGAUGAUGUUGCAGAAUUGGAAGUUUUCAAUGCGAGUUUGGAAACGCAAGAAGAUGUUAAAAGCGAAUUUGUUAUGAAAGUAUCAAUGAUAAAAAAUAACACACUACAAACCAUGAUUAGCAGAAUCCUACAAUCACUGAUUACCGAUAAAUUAGCUAAUCGAUUAACUUGGUCCAUAAAAAAUCCAAACAAGCUUAAAAUUUGCGACUUGGAUAUAGUAAAAGUUAUCGUAGAUACCCUGCAAUCAAACCCUGAAGCUGAUUAUAAAAACGACGAAAAGAUGAUGUUAUGAAGGAAUGGGUCAGAAGAUCUUCUGAUCGCAUCAGUAGCAAAAAGAAGAAGUUAUUGAGCAACAGUAGUUUGAGUCAAACUCCUAUGUGAACCCCGCGUACAAUUAUUAUAUAUUGUUUUAAGUUACUUUAUUGUUGCAUAAAAAAUAUGUGCCAAAGUUUUACGAGCCGAGAAAGUCUGAUUGAAAAAAGCGUUUUCUUUUAAAAAAAAAUUGAAAAAUUAUUCAUUAGUAGAUAAGCAUUCUCUUCCUUAGUGCUUUUUCAGUUUCUUAACUAAUGCAUAAAAAAUAUGAGCCAACGUUAUAAGAAUCAAAAUCCAAUCGAAACAAGCGUUUUUUUUUUUUUUAAUUUGAACAAUUAGUCAUUGAUAGAUAACUUAAUGUGUGAUAUCUUAUGGAAAAAAAUAGUCAUUAAUAUGAAGAGUAGUCUGUUCUUAUGAAAAAAAUUAAUAUAUCUGUAUCAAUAACGUGAUAUUAAUUAAUGUGAUAUGAACACUGACUUAUAAUUAGCUGCGUACUUUUAUAAGAUAUUCAAUGAAAAAGAAAAGUAUUGUUGUACAUGUAUAAGAUACUUAUCAUAUGUAUAAAA
Phymastichus coffea is the source of this 1871-nucleotide messenger RNA. RefSeq lists its product as uncharacterized. NCBI's taxonomy places the organism in Eukaryota, Metazoa, Arthropoda, Insecta, Hymenoptera, Eulophidae. Bases 455 to 1285 code for a protein of 276 amino acids. The record is from RefSeq and is a predicted model, not a curated record. The transcript has 7 exons.